This is a messenger RNA of Actinia tenebrosa (Australian red waratah sea anemone), 3265 nucleotides long. RefSeq names its product hypoxia up-regulated protein 1. Gene Ontology annotation, molecular function: ATP binding; ATP-dependent protein folding chaperone. Gene Ontology annotation, biological process: endoplasmic reticulum unfolded protein response. Gene Ontology annotation, cellular component: endoplasmic reticulum chaperone complex. The record is from RefSeq and is a predicted model, not a curated record. NCBI's taxonomy places the organism in Eukaryota, Metazoa, Cnidaria, Anthozoa, Actiniaria, Actiniidae.
UAAUAUUUUCAUGUAUUUAUUAUUAUCAGAGCUGCCAAUUUAGUUGGUUUGAAUGUACUGCAGCUGAUGAAUGACAACACUGCAGUUGCUCUUAAUUUUGGUUUAUUCAGACAGAAGAGUUUCAAUGAAAGCUUAGAAAAACACAUCAUGUUUUAUGACAUGGGAGCAUCUAACACAGUGGCUACUAUUGUUGGAUACAGUAUGGUGAAGUCAAAGGAGAGAGGAAUCACUGAGAAGGUUCCCCAGCUCGUUGUUAAAGGUGUAGGGUUUGAUCGAGGUCUUGGAGGGCAUGCAAUUGACAUGAGGCUCAGAGACCAUUUAGUCAAGUUAUUCAAGAAAAACUAUAAGCCCAAAGGCGAGGUAACAGAGUCUCCUCGAGCUAUGGCGAAGUUCUACAAAGAAGCUUUAAGAGUCAAGCAAGUGUUGAGUGCCAACAGCGAUCACUUUGCACAGAUUGAAGGAGUUUUUGAAGAGAUUGACUUCCGUACCAAGGUAACAAGAGAAGAGCUUGAGGACAUGUGUAAAGACCUGUUUGAAAGAGUCGCUGAUCCUGUUUACAAGGCUCUAAAGUCUGCCUCCAUGACAAUGAAUGAUAUUGAAAGUGUAGUCCUUGCCGGAGGAGGAACGCGUGUACCAAAGGUGCAAGAAGCCCUGCUCAAGGCAGUUGAGAAACCUGAACUUGCCAAGAACAUCAAUGCGGACGAGGCAGCUGCGAUGGGUGCUGUGUACCAGGCUGCUAAUCUCGGGAAAGGCUUCAAGGUCAAACAGUUCCUGAUCCGUGACACCAACAUCUACCCCAUACAGGUAUCGUUUGACCGCCAUAUCAAAGCUGAUGAUGGUAGCGAGUCAGUCCGGCAUGUCAAGCGAGUUAUCUACCAUCAUGCAAACGUUGUCCCUCAGAAGAAAGUCAUGACGUUCAACAAACAUACUGAUGAUUUUGACUUCCAUGUGGCCUACACUGGGCUGGAAAAUAUCCUCUCUGAUAAAGAAAUACAGAUGUUCGGGUCUCUCAAUAUUUCCACCAUCGGUAUCAAGGGCGUGGCCGCUGCCCUCGACAAACACGCCAAAGGACAGUCCAAAGGAAUCAAGGCGCACUUCAAGCUCGACGAGAAUGGCCUUUUCAGCUUGGACAGGGUGGAAUCAGUCUUCGAAAAGACAGCAGAACAAGUAGAAAAAGAAGAAGAGUCUACAUUGUCUAAACUUGGAAGCAAGAUAUCCAGUUUUUUCGGUGCUGGUGGCGAUGAAGACAAGAAAGAAGCUAAAGUUGAGGAAUCUAAAGAAGCUGACAAAGAUGAAAAGGCAGAAGAGGAAAAAGAGGCUAAAAAGGAACAGAAAGACGAUAAAGAUAAAGAAGAAAGUAAAGAGGAGCUGAAGAAAGAAGAAGAAAGGAAGGACAAGGAAGACGAAAAGGAAAAAGAAAAAGAAAAAGAUAAAACCGAAGGUGAACCGAAAAGAGAAGAAAAGAAAGACGAUAAGAAAGAAGAAGAUUCCAAAGCUGAAAACAAGAAAACCUCCGAAAAGUCUGCUAAAGCCAAUGGGACGGAGGAAGCAGAGAAGAAGCCAGUCAAACCCGUGGUGAUACGUGAACCCCUGGAGACUGUGAUAGAGAUACAAGACUUGGUUGAUCCUUCAGAGAAAAGCCUGACUGAAUCCAAGGAAAAAUUAACCAAGCUACAAGAAAUCGAUGAUGCCAAGGCAGCCAAAGAGCGAAUGAAGAACACCCUGGAGAGUCACAUAUUUGAAACCCGUGACAAGCUGUAUAGCGAUGUUGGUGAGGAACUGUCUACUGAAGCAGAACGAGAUACUAUUAACCAGGCCCUUAGUCAGGCCUCGGAUUGGCUGGACGACGAGGGCUGGGACACAACUGCUGAUGUUUACGAAGAGAAACUCAAGGCUCUCAAGAAGAUUUCCAUUGACUUCCGACGUCGUCUGAAAGAACAUGAACUGCGCCCAAAAGCUGUCGCGGCGUUGUUACAAAGCCUCAAUCUUUCCAGCACAUUCUAUAAUCAAAUACAAAACAUGACUGACAAGAAUGAGAUCUUUACAGCUAAAGAUCUGGAGGAGCUGUCAAAGGUCAACAACGAGACGAUGGACUGGUUGACGUUAAUGAUAAAAAAACAGAACGAGACCAAACCGCACGAGAACCCAGUGAUUUUAGCUAAAGAUAUUGAAGCCAAACAAGCUAAAAUAGAUCGAGAACUAGUAUAUUUACUGAACAAGGCCAAGUACUUUGUACCUAAACCAAAAGUCAACGAAACUGCCGAUGCAGGAAAUAAAACAUCAAAUAAUACAACAAAAAGUUCAAAUGGAAAGAAUAAAACAGACAAGAGCGACUCCGGUUUCAAGGCUAAAAAAUCCUUCAAGAAACAAAAUAAAAAAGCGAAAAACGACCAAGAAAAGAAAGAAGCACCACCAAAACCUGACGAAAAGGCUGAACUGCCUGAUAAAGCGAAAAACGACCAAGAAAACAAAGAAUCGCCACCAAAACCCGACGAAAAGGCUGAACUACCUUCAGCAUCCGACAAGACAAUUGAAGAACCUUUACCAACACCGAAACAAGAAGAAAAACCCAAAGACGAAGAAGAUACGAACGAUAAACCCGUUACCGAUGAGUUAUAAUAUCAUAGUAUUACGAGUUAUUUCUUGUUGGUAAAUAUUUUUCAGCUUCGCAUCAAAUACCAGAAUAAUUUAUUAUAAAAUUAGGCAUCGCUUUAACGAGGAUUUUGCGAGUCCGUGUACGUGUUUUAUUUAGAGCGACUUCAUUGGCUGCUGUAUUUGACGUCAGCAGUGUGAUUUUGAAGUGCUCAGAACUGUACAGUGGCUUUUCUGUGAAUGGGAAGCGUGCGCAUAUAAUUUGUUCUAGCCAAUCAGAGUACGAAUUACGCCUCUGCCAAUCACGAUAAUGCUAGUAUUUCCCAUUCAAAAUUUCUUUUAUUUACUACUCAGUUUAUGUACAUUAUUUGUGCAUGUAUUUUCGUUCUAGUAACUCAACAAAAAUUGUCGUAUGAAAAUGAAAAUGUCUAGAAAAAAAGAGUAUAAAAUUGGAAAUGCUAAUAGAUACUAAAAAAAUUUUACUUUCAAUUCUUGAAACUUUGGAAUAACUGCAACCCUUUGUAUCGAUUCAUAAAAUAUUUAUCACAUUCGAAUUCAAUAAAUUCUUUUAGAUCUUUAACGUCUUUGAUUCGGUGUGGUUAAAUCCUUUGCACACCCACCCUACCCCCUUCUUUGGUAUUCAAUCCUACCUUGAUUUUAAUCCCUAUUUUCU